Sclerotinia borealis F-4128 is the source of this 1398-nucleotide messenger RNA. The record is from the annotation of a GenBank genome assembly. Lineage: Eukaryota; Fungi; Ascomycota; Leotiomycetes; Helotiales; Sclerotiniaceae.
AUGAAUCGCGAACAUAUUGAGCGUAUCAAUACGGACACAAGAUAUAUACAAUCAAAUCCAAUGGCUGCACCGACGACUGCCAGUCCUGCGUCCGCUCGCUAUUUAAAUGGUGCCCUAUACUCCGCAGGGUGGCCUGGUUCCUCGCACACCGGCCUCAUAUCUCCACCAGAGUCGCGGAGGACGUCGAACGACAAAGCGCCCCCGCUUCCAUUGCAGACCAAUACCGCCCAUCGACAAUCUCUACCAUCGAUACAGGAAGCUCUGAGCAGUACUUCCACCAAACCCGGUCCUUAUGCUUCACCUGUAUCUGCCUCUGCGCCGCCGUCGCAUCCGCAGCUUCCCUACACACAAUCGCAGGUACUGCCGCCGCCACGAACAUAUGAGCAGGGCGGAGCGUUUCAAUUGUCUCAGUCACGGCAACCUUCUCCUCCAGUGCCUAUUCAACCACCGCCUUUCUCGCGCCCAGAUUUGGAUGCAAGGAGCUUCGCCGAGUCAAGGAGAAAAUCAAUAUUACAUCCUUCGAUCUCACAGACUCCCCCAACCAACUCCUACGCAGCGCCCAGAUAUGAGGCACCUAGGUAUGAACAGGAGCCGAGAGUUACGGAAAGGUUUGUCGAAAGAUCGAUGAAUGAAUAUGCUCAGCCAUCGCCGUUGCAUAAUCAACACCCAUAUGGAAAUACCCCAGCCCAAUCUGUUCAUCCUCCACAUCCCCCACCACAUGGGCAAGGUUAUCCUCAGCCACCCUAUCCUCCACGGGAUGAUAGAGAUUUGAGUGGUGCUGGAUAUAAAAAUUACAAAACUCAGAGCGAGCCUUUUAAUCAGGGCGUAAAACGACAUCUUGAGGUGUGGGACGUUGAUAAUAAUUUAGCCCAAAUAAAUGUUUCUGCCACUUCUAUACAGGAGUGGUCACGUCACUUCAACGCAAUAAGCCAAGAACAACCACGCUCUCACAUUGCCAUCCCGGAAAGAUCGCCUGAUCGUAGGGCCAUUGAAGAUAUGUUAAUUCACGGCAACCGAGUUGUAUCUUGUCUUCACCGAAUGCUGGAUACUGCCGUACAGCAGCAACAUGCGGCAGACGAGCAAUCUCGCGGUGCCAGAUUAGCGCCGGACUACGAUGAUGAGAGCAUGUAUGGCGAUGAUAGACACCAUCAAAGUUUUGGUGGGCCGGAUAACAAAAAACGUCGAGGGCGCGCUGCUCCACCUGGUAGAUGUCAUAGCUGUAACAGGGCAGAGACUCCCGAAUGGAGAAGGGGACCAGAUGGAGCCCGUACGCUCUGCAACGCAUGUGGGUUACAUUAUGCGAAGCUUACCCGCAAAAACACGAUGAAGCAGUCACAAGGCUCAGCCGGAUCAUCACUUCGACCCAAAUCUUCGGAGGAUCAUUCACCACGGUCAUGA